Messenger RNA from Solea solea (common sole), 7323 nucleotides. RefSeq names its product patatin-like phospholipase domain containing 7a (gene pnpla7a). Gene Ontology annotation, molecular function: phosphatidylcholine lysophospholipase A1 activity. Lineage: Eukaryota; Metazoa; Chordata; Actinopteri; Pleuronectiformes; Soleidae. Gene Ontology annotation, cellular component: endoplasmic reticulum. Bases 101 to 4117 code for a protein of 1338 amino acids. Gene Ontology annotation, biological process: lipid metabolic process. The transcript has 36 exons. The record is from RefSeq and is a predicted model, not a curated record.
CCAGGCACGUGAGCGCAUACAGAAAACUUUGUUAGCUGACGGCUAACUUCGCUCCAUCGUCUCUUCAGAAAUGUCAGUGGCUUGAAACAGCGCGACACAAAUGACCGGAGAGAUGGAGUGCCCUGAUAAGGAAGAUGGAGCCAUGUGCAGAUUGUCCGCUUCAAUGCUGCUGAACAGCAAAAGUGAAAUUGCGGUUCGGGUGCAGCAGUUCCUGGAGGAGAGGAUGCAGACCACCAUGCUCACAGGUGUACUGAUUGGAGCUGCUGUUGCAGUGUCACUUAUUGGCAUUGUCAUACUCUUCCUAUACAGGAGAUUCAAGCUUGCUCGUAAACAGCAGCCUGGUGUACCUCAAUAUCGCUUCAGAAAAAGAGAUAAAGUGCUCUUCUAUGGAAGGAAGAUAAUGCGAAAGGUCCAAACAUUGUCUUUGAUUCCUCCUCCUUCGUCCACCUCAGUAUCAAAGCAACCACAGCGCAUCCGCAAAAGAACUAAAGUCCUAAGCAUAGCUCGCAAAAUCCUUAGGAUCCGUAAAGACCCUCCCACCCUGCAGCCUAAGGAACCCCCUCCCUCACUGCUGGAGGCUGACCUGACAGAGUUUGAUGUGCAGAGCUCAAACCUGCCCUCUGAGGUCCUCUACAUGCUAAAGAAUGUCAGGGUCUUGGGUCAUUUUGAAAAGCCCCUCUUCCUGGAGCUUUGUCGCCACAUGGUGUUUAUUGAGCUGCAAGAAGGAGAAGGUCUAUUUAGGCCGGGAGACGAUGACGAUAGCAUUUAUGUGGUCCAGGAUGGACGACUCCAGCUCUGUAUUCAAGAGAGUGAUGGUACAGAACCAGUUGUGAAGGAUGUGCUCCCAGGAGACAGUGUCCACAGCCUGCUCAGUAUUUUGGACAUCAUUACAGGUUAUCCAGCUCCAUAUAAGACGGUGUCGGCACGGGCUGCAACUCAUUCCACCAUUUUACGCUUACCGGCAUCGGCCUUUGAAUCUGUUUUCAAGAAAUACCCAGAGACACUUGUGCGCGUCAUUCAGAUAAUCAUGGUGCGGCUCCAAAGAGUCACCUUCUUGGCGUUACAUAACUAUCUGGGUCUAACAACUGAGCUCUUCAAUCCGGUAGGAGGGUCAGACAGAGAGGACAGCCAGGCUGUGGCCUUAACCAAUAUAAACAGCGUUAUAGGGGAGGCAAACACUGGGAAGAAUACUCGUCGUCUUCACUUUCAGGACGAGUUAACAGCUGGGACCACGGACAGCUCUACAGAGACAGAAGGUGGAAAAGACAGUCCUUCAAACAGCUACAGGAAGUUGCGUUCCAUCUCGAUGCCUCCCGAGUGCACAGGUAAUGACCUGAACAUGGUCUGUGAAAGAGCUCGAGUCACGAUAGACGAGGCUCCAUCCAUCCCCGUGACCCUCAAGCCUAGUCUGAAGAAGACCGUGACAAUGCUGCCCACGCCCUCUGAAGUGUUUCACUACACAGACAGUGGGGGGCACUCUGACACCAUCCACCUCAGUAAGAGCAGCACAAUCCUCCAGGCUGCUAAGAAGGACCUGCUGGGAAUCAUCCAGCUGCAGGAUCCAACUCUGCUCGAGGGCAGAGUGACACUCCAUCAUGUCAAAGCUGGUUCUGUGGUGGCGCGGCAGGGAGACCAGGAGGUGAGCAUCCAGUUUGUGAUUUCUGGCCUACUCCAUGUUUACCAGCGGAUGAUUGACCGCGAAGAGGAGACGCGUCUGUUUGUGACACACCCUGGAGAACUUGUUAGUCAACUGGCGGUUCUGACUGGAGAGCCACUCAUAUUCACUGUCCGAGCUCAGCGAGACUGCAGCUUCCUCUCCAUCUCCAAGACCCACUUCUAUGAGAUAAUGCGUGUGGAGCCAAAGGUAGUGCUGAAUGUUGCCCAUACAGUGGUGAGGAGAAUGUCAUCUUUUGUCAGACAAAUAGACUUCGCUCUGGACUGGAUGGCUGUGGAAGCUGGCAGGGCUGUCUACAGGCAGGGAGAGAAAUCAGACAGCACUUUCAUAGUACUGAGCGGUCGACUGCGCUCUGUAAUCAUGAAGGAGGAUGGCAAGAAGGAGCUGAUAGGAGAAUAUGGACGCGGUGACCUGAUUGGAGUGGUGGAAGCACUGACCCAUCAGAAUCGAGCCACCACGGUGCACGCUGUACGAGAUUCUGAGCUGGCCAAGCUACCAGAGGGAGCACUCAGCUCCAUCAAGAGGAAAUUUCCCCAGGUCGUCACCAGAUUGAUCCACUUACUUGGACAGAAGAUCCUCCAGCAGGUCAAUGGUCCUUUGACAGCUCGCAGCCUGGCUCUCCACACCCCAGGCAGUAAAUGGGAUGCAGGGAACCAAGCAUCCAAUCUGUCAACUGUGACGGUCCUGCCUGUAUCGGAGGAGGUUCCUCUCACUGCCUUCACCCUGGAGCUACAGCAUGCACUUCUUGCAAUAGGCCCCACUCUCCUGCUGACCAGUGAUAUAAUCAAACAGCGACUCGGAGCUGCAGCUCUAGACAGUGUCCACGAGUAUCGUCUGUCCAGCUGGCUGGGCCAACAGGAAGACAUCCAUCGUAUAGUUCUUUACCAGACGGACUACACACUGACCCCAUGGACGCAGCGGUGCAUACGCCAGGCCGACUGCAUCAUCAUUGUGGGAGUAGGGGAGCAGGACCCUGCUGUUGGGGAGCUGGAGCGUAUGUUGGAAGGAAGUGCUGUGCGAGCCCAGAAGCAGCUGGUGCUGUUGCACAGAGAAGAUGGCCCCCCACCCAAAGGAACUGUGGAAUGGCUGAACAUGCGAAGCUGGAUUUCCAGACACCUCCACCUCUCCUGUCCCCGAAGGGUGUUCUCUAAGAGGAGUCUGCCCAAACUGUUGGAGUUGUAUCAACGUGUGUUUGAGAAGCCAGCAGACCGACACUCUGACUUCUCACGCCUGGCUCGAGUCCUCACAGGAAAUGCUAUUGCCCUUAUUCUCGGAGGAGGAGGAGCCAGGGGUUGUUCCCAAGUGGGAAUAAUGCGAGCUCUCUGCGAAGCUGGCAUCCCAGUGGACCUCAUUGGUGGUGUUUCAAUUGGUUCCCUGAUGGGGGCGCUAUAUUCUGAGGACCGCAGCCACAGCCGCAUGAGGAUGAGGGCCAGAGAAUGGGCAAUGGAAAUGACAUCAGUGUUUAAGAAGAUUCUUGACUUAACUUACCCAGUCACCUCCAUGUUUUCCGGGGCUGCCUUCAACUCCAGCAUCAGCAAUGUCUUCAAGAGUAAACAGAUUGAGGAUCUUUGGAUCCCAUAUUUCAAUAUCACAACCGACAUCACUGCCUCAGCAAUGAGAGUGCACACUGAUGGCUCCCUGUGGCGAUACGUCCGUGCCAGCAUGUCCCUUUCAGGAUAUCUGCCUCCUCUCUGUGACCCCAAAGAUGGACACCUACUGAUGGACGGAGGCUACAUCAACAACUUGCCUGCUGAUGUUGCACGCUCCAUGGGGGCCAAAGUGGUGAUAGCUAUUGACGUGGGCAGCCGAGAUGAAACCAACCUCACUAAUUAUGGCGACUCGCUCUCAGGCUGGUGGCUGCUAUGGAAACGUCUCAACCCCCUGGCUGAGAAAGUAAAGGUGUUGAACAUGGCGGAGAUUCAGACACGGCUGGCCUACGUGUGUUGCGUGAGGCAGUUGGAGUCUGUGAAGAACAGCGACUACUGCGAGUAUAUAAGACCUCCAAUUGACCGAUACCGAACACUGGAGUUUGGAAAGUUUGAUGAAAUUGCGGAGGUGGGUUACCAGCAUGGCAAGACUGUGUUUGAUGUUUGGAGACGCAGUGGAGUGGUGGAGACGAUGUUGAAAGACUGGCACCAGGAGGAGUUCCACAACACUCAGUGCAAGAACAAUGUGGUGACGUGUCCCAAUGCCUCCUUCACUGACCUGGCAGAAAUUGUGUCCCGCAUCGAGCCUGUUAAAUCUGCUCUUGUGGACGAUGAGUCCGACUACCACACAGACUAUGAAGAGGAGGCAGGGGAGAGUGCUCCGUCUGACAUGGAGCUCUACAAUCGAUAUGGUGAACACACUGAAGGAGAGGAGACUGCUGACACGGAUGAAGAGCUGGAGCUGAGGCGUCAACAACACCGCCCGACCAAAACCACGGUCACUGAAAGAAAGUAAAGAUGUCCACUGUUAAACCUGGGAGGCCUUUUAAAAAAAAAAAAAAAAAAAAAAAAAAAAACAUUAAGUGAAGACCAGUCUCAAACUAAGUCUCUUCAAACAGGUCGUCUGCCUUUCUGCCACAUAUUAACCUUUAGUUUGACCCACGUGGCUCCAAACCUGCUCCUUCCUUCACUAACAGUGAUUACCUCUGUGUGGCUGACUUAACAAAUGAACUGCCUCUUUAAAAAGAAAAAAAGAAAAAAAAACUGUCAUUGUGAUAAAAAAAAUGGCUUGAAUCAAGAGGGUCUCGCAAGAAACACAAAUUGCUCGCAGCACGACACACACACACACACACAAAACAAAUGCACAUGGCCAGGAGAGGGGAAGGGUUGAACGUUAGCGGUGAGUUUUUACAACAGUGAGGAUAAAGCAGUAGACAAUGGAUGGAAUGUUUAAGCUGCAAGUGAAUUCCUAUGCAACAGAGCAACCGCAAAGCCCGUUAUUUUCUCAUAUUGAGACAUUUGAGAGGAAUUUCUGUCACUUUACGAGCAUCACACUGGUCCAGUGAAAGACGACAGAGGAGAGUAAAGCUACUACAGCAUAUAUCUGUCGAACCUAUAAACAAUUACCUCAAGUUUAGCACUCAAAAUUAUUUAAGUCCAUUCAAAGUUUAAUUUUUUUUGUUAUUUGUUUCACAGUAAAUCAGUCAUACAGUACUGUUCAGUUUUUAUCUGUGGACAUGUUGCCAAAAUAAAGUGAAGUUCUGAUGUAUACGGAACGCAGAAAUACGCCAACGUGUUUGCAGCCACGAGAGCAAUAAAUGAUAUCAAGCAAAUCACUUGCAGCAAUAUCCAGACAAGAUCAAAAUACUGAGACACAUGGAGCGAGUAAAUGCUAAUAAAGCUGUUAGGCUUCUUCAGCGUUGUAACCGACGUUUGUUUAUAUUUUAAAGUCACACACUACGGCUUUAACUUUGAAUUGACGUUAUUUAAUUUCAAUUUCAAUUAUCCGACCAUAGAAAUGUUGGAUGUGAGAAAGUUUAAAAUUAUUGUUUUUUUCACCUCUGUCAUGUUUUUUGACCAAAGUUGGAGUCAGGACACUGUAGGGUUUUGCGAGGCACACACAGUUCUGGAUCUAGAGGCUUAGAACCUUGGCGCUUUCUGGCGAACCACCAGUUUAAGAGGAACCAAAGUGCAAGGACGUUACUCCGGUGGAAGUAAACACAACACCGACACUAUUUCUCUACCCAGGAAAUGGCACGCCCACUGAUGAUGUCACAUUUCACAUGGAAGAACCAACUGUUAGGUUCCAGCUGAGAACCAACUUUUUGCAUCGGCUGGUUCAAAAUUAGGUUCGAGAACCAUAACUGGGCUAUGAGUGUGUGCCAUAGAUUCAGUCAAAUCAACGCCAAAAUGGCCAACUGCCCCAAGAGCUAAUCAACUCAAUUUUCAUUCCUUGUCAAGAAAACAAGCAAAAUUCAGUCAAAACAACAACACGAUCAAUUGUUUCAAGAGUCAACACAGACGCAAUCAGGGCGACCAAUCAACACUUUUUUUAGUUUUUUUUUUUUUUUAAACAUAUACACUUCAAAGCACAUCUGUUUUCUGUUUAAGUCUACCAGACUGCAGCUCACAGUUGUGGAUCUGCCGCUUUCUACAGUUUAGAGCAGCAGAAACCUGCUGUGCCGAGAAGAAGAGUUUUUUUUUAUUAUUUGGAUCAAAUUUAGAUUUGCCAACAAUUUUUUUUAUUAGUACCAUAUUUGACUGUAUAAUUAGUGAAAAAUGUAAUGUAUUAUAUUUAAAUCAAGAAUGUAUACAACCUAAGCUGUAUGUCGUUUAAUGCACAAGUUGGACAAUCCGUUCCUGAAAUGCAGUACAAUGCAAUAUUAGACACAAACUAACUCACGUAUCACCUCAAACGUACAACAUUAUGUCAUUUAUAUAAGGUCAAAUUCAUCUCUGUUUUAACCCUAGCUGUACUAACGGUUCAUGAUUAUUGUUAUAAUGUUUGAAAAUUCUGUGAAAAUGUUUGUCUGUUUUGUGAAAAUGUCUUGUUUUCAUUCCAAAGUCCUAAAGAUUAACACAUGUAAAAAAUAUAUAAACAACUAAAAAAUAAGCCAUUUUGAUGUUGAGAACAGUUUGAGUUAGUUGAUCUUGAUGUGAUCAAAAUCUUUUAAAAUACUUUUUUUAUUUUACAAAAUGUUAAAGAAAUUACUUAAUUGUGGUUUUAAACAGAAAACAACAAAAGACAUGUUAAAGACACAUUUUGCAAAUCUGAAGCAAAAUAAUAUUUGCACAAUGCAGUAACAUUAUAUGCUGAUCAAUAUAUAUAUUGGUCCAUUUGUUUUACCGCUUUUUAACAAAAUUAUAUCAGGACAUAUAUAUAUAUAUAUAUGUUGUUCUUGAAUUAUUGUUCAGCCCGAGGUUGAUUUCUGUUGAUUGAUUUUAUUUAACAAAAACAAAAACACUCUCUAACAGCUCUAACAGUUUUGUUACGGAGACUGUUAAAUUUGCUACCCUGCUUUUGUUUGUUUAUACCAAACCAAAAAAAAUAAAUAACAAAACCGGCACAACCACAGUUUGCAUUUGUCCUCCCACUGCCUGGGUCGUAGAGUUAACACAGUCUGAACAACACUCCGAUAAAUACCAAUAAAAUCAAAGUUACAGAUGUAACCGAGUCUCUGUGAUUCUGGAUGAGCGUCAGAGACGUUAUCUGAAAGUUAUAAGUCAAAAAAAACAAUAAAACCUUUUAUGUUAAUCUGACAUUUCUCUAGAUUAUAUGUUACCGGUCGGCACAUUAACUCAAUUUAAUAAGUUCACAGAAAACUAUUACUAUUAGAGUGGCACCUGUUCAUCAUCUGCUUCAGAGUUAAAUAUGUCAGUCACAAGAUGUUUUUCUAUCAUUUAGCACCAGCCUGGUCAUUUUAUAUCUGACCUCUGGCAUCAAUAAGGCAUUUUGUCACCCAUAGAACUGCUCUCUUUGUUUUUGACCAUUCUGAAGUAUGAAACAACAAACAUGCCACAUUCAACGUCACUUAAAUCACCUGUCUUCACUGUAAUGCGAUUGAUAAGACAUUUAUGUUCACACACGCAGUUGAACGGGUUGUACCACUGAGUGUCCUGUGUCACAGAACAUGCAGGACAAUUGAUUUGAUUCUUUCAUGCAACUUUUAACGAUUAUUUUUCUUUUUCUUCCUCCCACUCGAUAUGUUAACUCGCGAGCCC